Molecule: messenger RNA, 1230 nt
Organism: Striga asiatica
Lineage: Eukaryota; Viridiplantae; Streptophyta; Magnoliopsida; Lamiales; Orobanchaceae
Source: the annotation of a GenBank genome assembly
AUGACUGUACACUCAAACAAAAAUAAAAAAAACAAUCCAAACCCAAACCAAAAUCCAAAAUUCCAACAACCCGACCCGGACCAAAAAAAACAAAACUAUUCAGGAUCCGACUGCCUCAGCUCCUUCCUCAGCCUCUCCGAAAACGACCUGCACGCAUCCACACUCAAAUCCAUAGCUGCCGCCAGCGCCACAAAAACAGCCGCAUCCUCCGCACACGUCACGUGUGGGGCCCCAACCUCCACCUCCGGCCCUCCCUCCCUUCCCACACGGCGUGUGACCCGUCGUGACAUCGAUGCUCAGCUUCCCGCCGGAUUUCGCGUCGACUGUCGAGCUGGCGAGCGGGAUUGUGUCGACACCGCCUCCAUCAGGGACGAGGUGGAAACGGUAACCGAGGCGCGGCCCGUCUCGCCAUGCCUCGAGACGGCCCCAGGGGCGCCAGGUGGCUUGGCCGGGUCGGAGGAUGAGCCAGGCGCCUGGGCUGGAGCGGCUCACCUGGUCGUGGAUCGUGAUGGACCAGCCUUUGCGUUCUCUUGUGGACCCGCGGGGGUGAAGCAGCUGGAUGAUGAGGUGCUCGGUUCCGAUAUGGCGGAUCUGAGGGGAAAAUCGAGAAUGUUUGUUAGACCAUUUGCAAGAACAAAUGCAUAUGUCACUAAGGAAUAUACUUUAGAUGAUAAGGAAAAAAGAUAUUCACCUGGAUCUCAAAACCCUAUCUCCAGAAUUCCUGAACCCGAACUUGCAGGUGAAAACCGGCUGCUUCACAUUCCCAUUCACCUGAAAAACCUGGGGGCUGCACUCCGGCUCCCCGUCAAACCGGAAAACAAAUCUCGGGUCGGGAUCGGCCCGGACGUUCAUCUUGCCACCUCCUCCGCCGCCAAAGCCGAACCCGCAAAACCCACCGCCGCCGCCGCUCCGCCGGCGGACUUCCACUCUCAGGCUACAGAAUUUGCACGAUUUUUCCGCCAAUUUCUCCAAUUCAGACCUCUUCAAGGCGAAGCAGGCGUGAAUCCUGCUCUCGACGGCGUCGCUCCCCGUGCCAAUAAAGGGGACGUCGGAAAAUUGGGCGGGGAAGCCCUUGAGCUUGAACCUACAGUAAUACGACAAGGAACCCAGGUGAGCUCCCUCGGAAAACCUCAGGGCGAGGUUUCCGAUGGCAAUACGCACGAAAGGGCAAGGAUCCAUCUCGCUCAAAUCAGAGAAGAAAACGCCGAUGGAACUCUAACUGAGAGAUAA